CUGACAAGGUGGUUGUGUUCUCCAUCGCUUUAUUGUCUUCAUAUAAAUUAAUUUCGAUUUUUGUCAAUUGUGGGAAAUUAUUAAUACAUUAACCAUUAGGCAUUUUGGGCCGGGACUCUAAUUAUAACCGAAACAUCGUGGUUUAAGACACGUAUUUUUAUAGGUGUUAAUUUUGUACGCUUAUUAACGCAGGUAAUUAACAGGGUUUGAUUUCAUAGGCAAUAAUAAAAAUAGGAUUAUGGCCACUCAAAUUUCCCAGAUGACGCGACCCCAAAUUAACGUCACACGGAAAUGGCAGCCUUCGUGAGCAGAUUGCAUCACAUAGCACUCCACGUUAGAAAUGUGGAUAAAGUAGCGUAUGACCUUGUUCAAAAAUUUAAAUUUAAUUUAUUUUUUACAAGGGAAACAGAGAGCUUUAAACAGUUGGCUUUCAAGAAGGGAGCAGCUGUUUUCAUCGUCAAUGAAAGACCAAAUUCACCUCAUUUUGGAUUAAAUGGAGGAUCAACGUUAUCGAGCACUAGUGGGACUUCUUUAAAAUCUGAACAAGAAUGGAAUAAGAAAAUUGGAAAAGGAAAGUACAAGAAUGGUACGGAUUCAUGUCUCUACGAUGUCUAUCCUCAGUAUUCAGUCGAUACCGCGUGUAACGUCUGUUUCGAAGUAGAGGAUGUGGAAAGCUCGUUCAAGUUUCUCCGCAAGCAAGGCUGCGUUUUUCUUGUGCCCCCGACGGAGGUAUGUGACGACAAGGGAGUUGUCACCUACAUGGUCGUCAAGUCCAUUGUGGGCAAUGUGAACCACACGCUUGUGGAUAGGACUAGAUAUGACGGGAGCUUCCUACCCGGGUUUCAGGAAGUUGAUACCGUGAUGAACAACGGCAGACCUACGGUUAAGAAUACAGAAUCUUGUCCUAUCUCCCACUUUGAUCACAUCACCUAUGCUUGCCCAAGAAUGUUAACCCCUCAGGUGAUCCGGUGGUAUGAGAGGAACUUUGGUUUUCAGAGGUUUUUCAUUGAAAGCAACGAAGACGUGGAUGAGGGCUUUGUUUUAAGCCAGGAUGGCAUCGGUCUCCGUCUAACUGCUAUGUACUGGAAGUCCAGUGAAAAAGGGACGCAGCUCCUCUCACCAGAUAAGAAGGAACCGGUCUGCAAGUUUGUCAUUGCAGAGUCCCUACCAGAACAAGGUAGUAACCAGGUGGAAACGUUUUUAGAGCAGCACAGAGGACCAGGUAUCCAGCACAUUGGUUUGUACACAGAGGACAUUGUGUCCACAGCGCAGACCAUGGCCCAGGCCGGAGUACACUUCUUCUCUCCUCCUCCAGCCUACUACACCGAGGUGGGUAAGCAGAAGGAGAUGGAGGAAGCAGGUCAUGACCCCCAGGUGCUGUCUCAGUACGGCAUCCUGCUGGACACUGACCUGCGCCAGACAGACCUGUCCCGUCAGGCCAUUGACGCCCAGGGGAAAAGAUACCUUCUCCAGGUGUUCACCAAGCCUAUCUUCUGUGAGGAUACCUUCUUCCUGGAACUGAUAGAGAGAAGAGGGGCGUCAGGAUUCGGGGAGGGGAACAUCCGAGCCCUGUGGAGGUCUGUCCAGGCCUACAUGGAGUCAGAGAGGGCAGAGACCCGAGAGGAGAACACAGCUGAACAGCAACACACAAGUCUGGAAAGCCUCCCCACUAGGCAAAACGUUUACGAGGACUGACUUGACAAAAGAAAUGCUGGCAACCAGACAUCAAGCUGUAAACAUUCACAAUUAGAAAAAUGUGGUCCUGAUUUUCUUUGUUAAUGAGAUGAAUAAAGUCUGGUAAUGUAUUGGGCACUUACUGCACACUUCUAGCUUGGAGUUCUGUAAAGUGCCAAGAAAAUAGGCCCAAUUUCUUUUUGUUUAGUCACAAUAUUUUGAGGUUUCAGAUUUCAAUAUUUAAAAAAGGGAACCGGAGUGUAAAAAGACACACAGUGAAAUUAUUUCACAGCUUGUCUUUAAAAGUGAAAUUACACUCUGUGAAAUUAUUUUGACCACUUUUCUAUCUAGAAAUGCAUUUACUUAGGGACGUUUUGGGUUUUUAAACAAGCACUCCAAUAUUUGCCAGAAUGCACCUGGAGGCACCUGUCCUGACUGGGAGCGAUCUCCUAUGGACAGAUCCCAAAAAUGGGAUGUUCUCCGGAUUAUUUACUAGAUCGGGACCUGGAAGGCUUGACGUAAUUGAGAAUUCUGGUUCUGGUUCGGAUACUUCUAAAAGAGAAUGUCUGGCGAUCUGCAGUACACGUGAGCUGAAUCUGAAGCCCAUGCGGGUCAUGCAGUACGCUGUCAGUCAUCUUAAAUGCACAAGUUUUAAUCAGAAUGAAUAAAUGCAAUAUAUUUAAUGUUUCAGAAUGGCUUUUCUUGAAUUGGUAAUUGCAAGUCACGACACAACACAUUGAUGAUUACCAAGCCUCACACUGGGUCUCAACUGGCCUGGGGAGGUAGUUGGGGUGUGUCCUAAAUAGUGCCCUACCAACUGCAGCAUUUUUGACCACAGUCCAUACAGUUCUGAUUGAAAGUUAAUCGGACUGUACCAUAGUGGGCUGAAUUAUUCACCAGUGAGCACAUGGUAGGCCUUAUGGAAGUGGAUCCCUGCAUUUUAUCUUGCAGCUCAGUAAUGUCAUGCCUCCGUCCUGGGCUGUGCAUUAACUAGAUGUCUUAUAGAGGCUAUGUGAGUAGAUGAGGGUUUAUCGGGGACAGAUGGCUCUUUUGUGUUCCCUUAGGCCAAUGGCUGCACACACAAAUGGCACACUGUCCUCCCUAAGUAGGGCAUUCAUUUUGGACAAUAUAAGUGUGCCAUUUGGAACGUAUCCAAGGUCUCUCUUGAAUUAAUAAUCAGCUGCUUGGAUUCGGUCAUGGUUACAGUUGGAUGCUAGUACAUUUCCAGUUUGACUCACAGCUUGCAAUGUUAAAAGAGAUUUUACCAAGCCAUAAAUGUUUUGCAAAAUAAACACCUCUCACACAGA
Messenger RNA from Esox lucius (northern pike), 2981 nucleotides. It is a transcript of the gene hpdl, whose product is annotated as 4-hydroxyphenylpyruvate dioxygenase-like. Gene Ontology annotation, biological process: aromatic amino acid metabolic process. The record is from RefSeq and is a predicted model, not a curated record. Gene Ontology annotation, molecular function: 4-hydroxyphenylpyruvate dioxygenase activity. The transcript has 6 exons. NCBI's taxonomy places the organism in Eukaryota, Metazoa, Chordata, Actinopteri, Esociformes, Esocidae. Bases 292 to 1695 code for a protein of 467 amino acids.